AUGGCACUGGCUCGCUAUCAGGCCGUGAAGCCGCUCUCUUCUACCCUUGCUGCGUCCUGCAAACUGCUCACCCUUUCUUCUACCGCCCCUGGGGUGGGACGGUGUGGAAAGCGGUAUGAGGUGUCUGGCGAGGAGCACCUAUACUCCGACUUCCCCGAGAUUGAUUUGUCCCAGCUGGAUGCCAGCGACUUCGACUCGGCCGGCUGCUUCAGCGAGCUGCAGUGGUGCGGGGAGCACUCGGAGACCGACUCCAGCCAGUACAGCACCGAUGACUCCGAGCUCUUCCAGAUAAUAGACAGCGAGAACGAAGCGCUGCUGGCAGCCCUCACCGAGACAUUGGAUGAUAUACAGGGAGAUGACAUGGGCCUGGCUGCCUUCCGAACUAUGGAAGAGGGGGACACGCUCAACCAUGCCUACACCUCGCCUGCCCCCUCCCCCAAACCCACCGCCCCGGUCACGGGGGGGCCGUCCCCGGCCCCCGAGUUUGAUGAGCUGUCUCUACUGAAGAAGUUGCUGCUCUCUCCAUCACAUGUGCCUCCAAGCUGCGAGGCUCAGCGGGACGGCAGCGCCCGGCGCCCGGGGACCCCUAAGUCCCGACCCCCACGGCCCUGCGCAAAGGUGGAAGGUCCCCGGGACAGGAGGGCGAGCGUCCCGCAGGCGCAGAGCCGCAGCUGCACUGAGCUGCACCGGCACCUCACCUCCACCGCCCCCUGCCCCCAGACCAAAGCCCCCCGACCACCCGAGGAGUGUCCCAGCAGCCACCACCACCCGUCCCCAGGCAACUGCGCCCAUCACGAGGACGACAGCGACUCCAGCGAGGACUCGCUGAGCUCCGGCGACUUGGUGACCCCCCCCUCCUCGGCGGAGGAUGGCUCCAGCAGCCAGUUCUCCUGCAUGGGGGAGAUGCACUCGGUGGGGGAGCUGAUCCGCUACAUGCAUACCUACUGCCUGCCGCCGCGCGAGCUGCCCGCCCGGGAUGCCGCUGAUGCCAAACCCCAGCCCUGCAGCAGCCCCUUCAAGAGAGCCAAACCAGACUGCCCCGCACAGCCGGGACCCCCCAGCAGCACGCAGAGCCGGCCGGGCUGCGCCUGGCAGGCAGCCGGGGGCUGCAAGAAACCUGGAGCAUCCUUCUCCAUACUGAAGGAGCUGCUGGCACGGGACCUGCUGUGCGAUGUGAGCAAGCCAUACCGCCUGGGCAAGCCUGUGUAUGCCUCCCUGGCCCGGCCAGCUGGCUCCCGCUCCCCGGUGCCACCGGCCCAGGACAGGGAGGACCUUGGUGGGACCUGCACAUCCAGAGCCAAAACAGCACUGGAGAAGGGUGAGCUGCAGCAGAGCCUCGGGGCUGAGGCAGAGGCACCGCAGGAGCCGGAUGGCUUCGAGGACGAUGCUGGGAAGCACGCGGGCACCCCAGGCAUAGCCACGGGGAAAGUGGCCCGCAAGCAGGAGAGCACUGUUUAUGCCGUCCGCCGGUCCAAGAGACUCAACCCCGAGCUCGGCCACUGGCUCUGGGGGAUGCACGGAGGAAGGAGACGGCGGGAGCUCGGCAGGGCUGGCAGAGCCCCAGCCCCUCUCCCUGGGCUCCCCAGGAGACGGCGAGAAACACCCAGGUGUCUCACGCUGUCCUUGGCACAAACUGACCCGACCUUUGGGAAGAGAAACUUUGAGCCGAUGCUGACCGUGGAGCUGUGUGGGACGGCAGGUCUCACGCCGCCCACCACUCCACCAUACAAGCCUGCCGAGGAGGACCUGUACAAGCCAGACAUCCCCCAGGAGCCAGGGAAGGAGGACGGGACAGCCCCCAGCCCCGGGGGCGCAGGGGAUGCGGCAGCCUCCCGCAAAGCCCCCAAGAAGCACCCCGAGAGGACAGAGCUCUUCGCCCACCUGAGCCGCGCUGCUGGGCGCCCCGCGCUCCCCGAGCAGCAGGGCAUGCUCAAGCGGCCCUUCUCCCGCUCCUUUGGGGACCACGACUACUGCCAGGUGCUGAAGCCUGAGGCCGCCCUGCAGAGGAAGGUGCUCAAGUCGUGGGAUCCCCCGAGCCAGGUGGAGACGGAGCACAAGAGGAGGGUCCCGGCCGCCCACUACCAGGGGCUGGACCUCGGUGGCAAGGAGGCGGGCGGCGAGAUGCUGUGGAAGGAUGGCGUCAAGCAGCUGAGAGACCAGGAGAUCAGAGCCAGCUUAACGAAGCACUUUGGCUUUCUGGACAGUGCUCUCGAUGACGAGGACAUGGUCUUCUGCAAGACCCCUGAGUACGACACUGUCUUUGAAGACAGCUGCAGUGAAAGCGGCUCCCCCGUGGAGGAGGAGGAGGAGGAAGAGGAAGAGGAGGAGGAGGAGCACGGCGACACCAAGCUGUGCCUGCGGAGAAACCACCUUUCCAGGACCAGUUUGCAUUACUGUUCCCGAAGCAGGUCCAGCUCGGGGUCUUCAUGCUGCCGGUCCCGAUCGCCUGCGAGCAGACGGACCUUCAGGUGUGAGAACAGCGAGCAGUGUCAGGGCGGGAGCGGGCACCGGGGCCAGCUGGAGAAGAGACGGGAAAAGGCCAUCGGGGAAGGCCGGGUGGUGUAUAUCAGAAACCUCUCCAGCAGCAUGAGCUCCAGCGAACUGAAGAAACGCUUCGAAGUGUUUGGUGAAAUCGUGGAGUGCCAGGUCCUGUCCAGGACUAACAGGGGAGAUAAAUACGGCUUCAUCACCUACCGGUAUUCAGAGCAUGCCGCCUUAUCUCUGAAGAACGGCACCUCGCUAAGGAAGAGGAAUGAGCCUUCGUUCCAGCUCAGCUCUGGUGGCCUCGGGCACUUCUUCUGGACCAGAUACGCUGACUUGGAUUGCAGCACGGAGGAGUCUUCCCCAGCUCCAGUGAAAAGCAAGUACGAGACCAUGGAUUUCGACAGCUUGCUGCAGGAGGCACAGCUAAGCCUGCAUCGGUAA
Charadrius vociferus (killdeer) is the source of this 2925-nucleotide messenger RNA. RefSeq names its product peroxisome proliferator-activated receptor gamma, coactivator 1 beta (gene PPARGC1B). The transcript has 12 exons. The record is from RefSeq and is a predicted model, not a curated record. Lineage: Eukaryota; Metazoa; Chordata; Aves; Charadriiformes; Charadriidae. The coding region runs from base 1 to 2925 and encodes 974 amino acids. Gene Ontology annotation, cellular component: nucleus. Gene Ontology annotation, biological process: positive regulation of transcription by RNA polymerase II. Gene Ontology annotation, molecular function: RNA binding; transcription factor binding.